CGCUCCUCCUGCCGCCAUGGCGGAGCCGCAGGCCGGGCCGGUUUCUUCGUCGGCAGCGGUGGCGGGACCGCCAAAGCCCCAUCCUAAAAGAGUGCCGGAGAUACCCAUGCUAGAGAGGAGGAACUGGUUCAUCUAUCUGCUGUACGUUCGCAGAGAGUACGACGAGUGCAAGGCUGUCAUCAAAGAGCAGCUCCAGGAGUCCCAUGGGAGGUGUGAAUAUGCUGUCUACGUUCAAGCUUUGAUAUUUCGCUUGGAGGGGAAAAUUCAAGAAUCUCUUGAACUGUUUCAGACAUGUUCCAUUCUGAACCCUCGAAGUGCUGACAACCUGAAGCAGGUGGCGCGAUCGCUGUUUCUUCUGGGGAAACACAAGGCUGCCAUUGAGGUGUACAACGAAGCAGCUAAACUUGAUGAAAAGGACUGGGAGAUCAGCCACAACCUGGGUGUGUGCUACAUGUACCUGAAACAUUUCAACAAGGCACGAGACCAGCUAAACAAUGCCCUGGAGAUGAACAGACAUGAUCUGACUUACAUGAUGCUGGGAAAAAUUCACCUCUUGGAGGGGGAGACUGAGAAAGCCAUUGAAGUCUAUAAGAAAGCAAUAGAAUUUUCUCCAGAAAAUACAGAGCUCCUUACGAAACUGGGGUUAAUUUACUUGCAGCUUGGCGAUUACCAGAAGGCUUUUGAACACCUUGGAAAGGCGCUCACUUAUGACCAGGGCAACUACAAGGCUACGUUGGCAGCUGGCAGCAUGAUGCAGGCCCACGGAGAUUAUGACGUUGCCCUGUCCAAAUACAGGGCAGUGGCCAGCAGCUUGCCUGAAAGCCCUCCCCUGUGGAACAACAUUGGGAUGUGCUUCUUUGGCAAGAAGAAAUACGUCGCUGCUAUCAGUUGCUUGAAGCGGGCGAACUACCUGGCUCCUUUUGACUGGAAGAUUCUGUACAAUUUGGGCUUAGUCCACCUCACAAUGCAGCAGUACGCAUCUGCUUUCCACUUCCUCAGUGCUGCCAUCAACUUCCAGCCCAAGAUGGGAGAGCUGUAUAUGCUCCUUGCAGUUGCUCUGACAAACCUUGAAGACAUUGAGAAUGCAAAACGUUCCUAUGAGCAAGCUGUGGCAUUGGACAAGUGCAAUCCCCUCGUCAACCUGAACUAUGCCGUGCUGCUGUAUAACCACGGCGACAAGCAGGGGGCCCUCUGCCAGUACCAGGAGAUGGAGAAGAAGGUCGUUGCACUGAAGGAGAGCAGCACUCUGGAUUUUGACCCCGAGAUGGUGGAGGUUGCCCAAAAGAUGGGAACUGCCCUGCAGGUCGGGGAGAGCCAAGUCUGGACGAGGCCUGCUAAAGAGUCUAAAUCCAAGCAGCGAGCUGCUCCGUCAGGGAAGCCAUUGGGCUCCAACCAGGCCUUGGGUCAAGCCAUGUCCUCAGCUGCUGGCUAUGGGAAAAGCAUGCAGCUGCCAUCAGGUGCCGGAGCAUCCACUCCCCUCGCAAAGCCUCCCUCACUGCCCCUGGAACCAGAGCCAGGCUCACAGCCAGGCCCACAGGUGACCUCAGCGCCAGCAGAGGCCGAGGAGCAGCGGCAGGAGAAGCACAAGAGCCGUCAGGCCGCAGAGUAGGAUGGGCAGGCGUGGGCCUGACCCGACCCGACCUCCUGUGACCUGGAGUGGCUUCAUCCCGCUGUCAGUUAGCAUAGAGGUGGCGUUUCUGUCAGUGAUUUUAGCACGAGGUCUCUGCCUGGUCCCGGGAGUCACCGAGGCAAUCAGCUGAGGACACUGCGUGGCUGCUGCGAGUGCAGUCACCCCUUGCUUCCUCAGGAGGGGGGAGGAUGGCGGCUCAGCAGGGAGUGUGCAGCAGCACAGAAGUCAGCCAGUCCUAAAUUCCAAGUUCUUUGCUGAGAAACAGGGUGAAUGAGGCUCAGCGAAGCCCUGUGCUCCUGUGAUUGAAGUUGUUCCUUUAGAAUUAGUAUUCCCAACAUGGGGCAAAGAUUGGUUUCCGGGGAAAAUAAAGAUCUUUUCUGAGAAGGCUUGCCAUGGUCAGCUUCAGUGCUGAAUUUCUUUCAGUAAAGCUGCAGCCAUGCUCUGAAGAACGGAGUUAUGUCCUCCUUGUGAGACUUUCAGGAGAUUCAGUUCUGCGAGCUGCAAGAAGGCAAAGUAGCCCCGUGGUGAGCAGAGCAAGAGAUCUUAAUGCCCCUGUGCUACUGAGAUGUUGGAGAAACAUCUUUAUUCUCAAAGAGAAAAAUCUUAGCCUUCCUUUCUCCGCUUCUGUCAGUUUUUUUGCAUCUGGGAUUGAUUUAUCCAGAGCUUGACACAGGCCCUCAAAACAACUGUGCUGGGGAACUAAGCUGAGCCUGUCAUGCUUUACGUAAGGAACCAGUAACUGGGUUAAGUAAGUGUAGUUUUCACUCUUCCUCCCCGCUGCAUAGAGUUGUGUUGCUGUGGGACUUGGGAUUUUGCUUUUCCAAGCAGAAAGUGCAGCACUUUCAGCCCAAAGAAGCUGUAGCUUCAGGAAGGCUCGGCUCAUAUGCUAAUAAGCCUGAUGAGCUUUUAAAAAUAAGCUCCUGUUUUUUUUCAUGAUUUCAUAAUCGACACAUCCAGUGGAGUGAGGUUUGUAAUGGAAACCUCCUGCAGCAGCCUGCAAAAGCAGCAUGACCACGGCCCUGGAUACCUUAACGUCCUCCAGCAGCUCUUUCUGGCUAGCUGCUUUUAUCCAGAGCGAUGUUGAUGUGCUUUUAGAGUGCAGCAGGGACCCAAAGUGUUGCCCUGCUCCCCUGGGGCCACUAAAAGUAAGAUCCCUUUGCUUUGUCUGUUUUGAUUGCCAAAACUACCUGCUUACCUCAAAUGUGGCUUCUUUUCGUUUCAUCUGUCCUCUGCUGGUUGGCUUUCUAUCAAUCCAUCCCUGCAGCAGCACUUCUUUAAUGCUUUCCUUGUGCUAGAGCAAAAGGAAUCAGAGGUUUUGUGCAGCAGCCACCAACUGAAACAAACCAGACGAGCUGCAGUGUAAUUCAGGUACAGUGCAGCUAUUUUAUUUGCAUUAAACUUUUUACACUGCAGAUCACUGCGGUGUCAAGGAGUGUCUGUGCAGGAGGCCAGGAGUACAGAGCAGGGGUGGGCUGGGAAUGAUCUCUAGCCCCUAAAGCUUUUGUUCGAGGUGUAUUUUUCUGUAGCCAUUGCUUGUCAUUGUUUGGGCUUACCAUAAUGGGUGGCAGGUUUGGGAAGUUCCAUUUAAGGAGCAGCGUGUGGAACAGAGUGGUCACAGCACUGCUGACACAGGAAGCUUUUUUCUCCAGCUGCUUGUUGUAAGGAGGGUAGGUUUAACUUCAGGACUGUGGCAUUAAGGAACUGCUCUGGGGGAGCAGCCUCAUCUCGUAGGUGGCCAUAGGAACCAGGACCACAGCCUGCCUGAGGCACGUGAGGCUCUUUGCUCACCCAGUCCCACCUGGGCCACCUGUUCUCUUGGCUGCUAGGGGCUCUUAUAGGGCAAGUGCUGUGUGUUACUGAUGGGGUGUGCUGCUGAGGGAGGCACUGUGAAGGUGUUAGAAAUAUUCCUUCAAAGGUACAGAGCUUUAUGCAGAGGAUUAAUUCUCUGUGAAAAAGAACAGUAGCACCUUGUUACUUUCUGCUUUGGAAGGGAGCAGAAGGGAGCUUCGUGUCUGAGGAGGUGUUUUUAAAUAUGUAAUUAUGUUGGAUAAUAAAUAUUACUGCACUGCUUUGUCCCGUCCCCUCUCCUCUUCCUCCCGAGGGCUGCAGCGGCAGUAUUUGCAUACAGAAAAUUCACAGUGUAUUUAUAGAAGCUUUCUAUGCUCUCUAGUGAUGGGAAUGAGGUUGGACUGUUCCUUCAACUGAAAUAAGCAAGGGGUUUUUCAGCAGGCCUGUACCAAAUCACAGAAGGAAUUUGGAAAGCACCACUUGUGUUCCAAAAGCCACUUCUGGCAUCAGCCAUAAUUCUUACUUUGGCAUUGGUUUUAUUUUUCCCUCCUAACUGAAAACAUAAGAUGGAAAAGAAUAAUGAGCUGAAUUUCUAGGGAAGCAGAAGCCACCUGCUUUAGGACAUUUUGUUUCCAGAAAAAAAAAAGUUCAUCAGUUAAUAAGGUAAUUCAAAGUGCUUACACAAGGCGCACUGUGACUUGACGACCUCUCGGGGAAGAAACAGAAGACACCGCAGCUCUCGAAGCCUGGGCAGCAAGAGCUUGCUUCAGCCAGGAGCAGCGGGAUGCGGGCUGAUGCAGCACCCAGCCGCUGCCGUGUUUGCCCUCUUGUGGUCACGGGCAGACGAGGUGAGCGAGGUGGACCCUGCCUUGCAUAGGCCACGAGCGUGGGGGAUUUCCCUCGUGGCAGGGGCAAGGACUUUUCUGCAGAGGCAAGCAAACCUCAGCGCUGAACGGAGAACGGUGAGCUUUACUAAGGAAUAAGUUCCACACAUAGAUACACUACAAAAGGACACAGAAUACAAGUGAUUCGUCUGCCAGGGCCAGUUUCUAUGAAAGCAGUUCCACAAGGAAAGCUUGCAUCACCCUCUGAAACCAAACCGUGCUAAAAUCAGUCUUCUGCAGUGGUUCUUGAAACAGAUGAGCUUUGAAUCCAGUUUUAACCAGGCUGUGCUGAGCAGCUCUCCUGAGAAGAUCACAGGUGAGGCUUUCAGAAUAUUUGUUUCCCCCGCUUGCAUUUUAAUGCAGUGGUUCACCCUUAGCUGCCAGGAUUUGUUUCCUUCAGCUGCUAUGAACUCAGGGAGGGCUGGUAGCAGGUUCACCUUCCAAGGGGACAGUGACUGUUUGGCACCAAUGCCUCUCUCAGGUUUCUGGUGCAGAAGGCAAUGCCCAGGCGUGCUGUUUCCAACCUGCAUCUAUCGAGAAGAGAUUGAGAACUUAAUCUGACAUCUCUGAACAGAGGAGAGAUUGUUUUUGCGUCUACAAUGAAGUUUGGCUAAAGAGUUUCAUCAGACUCUGCUGCUAGAGGGGAAGGCAGACAGGAGUGAGGUCUGGGAGUGUGAGGCUGAACAUGCAGCAGAGGUUUGCUUCCCCAGCCACUCAAACCUGUAAAACAAAGCACAAAGACAAGCUUCAAUAUUCCAAUUUCCCUCUCAAAUCUCCUCCCUGCCUGACUGUGGGAUGUGAGACAGACUUAGUUAAGGGUUCUGGUCCUGGUAUUUCAACCAACAAAUCUACAGGUGUAUUUAUUUUUCCCCAAAAUGAAGCUACUACUGUGGUAUGAUCAUUGAGUUUAAACUUAAUUCCGUGCUUUUAUCCAAACUUUCCCUGCUUCAUGCCACUGGUUCUCCAGUCCAUUAAAAACCACUGAAUACUCAUAAGACAAACAGGCCACAAAAGUCCUGCCAGAUGUGCUCCGGCUGUGUUUCACAGCAAAAACAAAACAAAGCACCCAAGCAACAAUAAUGCAGUGGGGAUGGAUGAAAACACCAGUCCAGGGACAAGUUCCAGCCCUCCCACUUAAAAAGUACUUCAGGGGAGCUCUUUCAUCCUGUGCUAAAAACCUGCUGCCCGUUUCCAUUUCAACAAGGUGUGUGAAAGCAGAUUGAAUCUAAACUCGUAAUAUUUGUGUUGAGUACAAGCCAAAGUUACCCUUGGGACAGUUACCUGACUUUAAAUAGCCAAAAUAGGCUACCACAGCCCAACAAGCCUCCUAUCAGCAAAUGUUUUUGGAAGAGAACGGGGAAGCAGAGCAGCAGGACCAGCGCUCGUGACAGCUGUGUGUAUUUGGUUUGGUUUGCUUUCCUUUCCCGCUUGAGAAUCCACGCUGCCUGGUCCGAUGCCAGGGAAGCUGCUGGUGGUCCCAGCCAGCCAUGAUCAAAGGUUACACAACGCCCCUGCUGACGGCCUCAGACCUGCAGACGGUUGUCAGGAGACGUUUUUUAUUUGUUAUUUUUUUUUCCUGUAGGAAGACUAAACCAGAACUUCGAGUCCCGCGCUACAGUUUAUAAAUAAUAACUUUUAAAAAGACACUGAAGAGAAAGGCGUCCAGUCUUGAGGAGAUCCUGCACUGAGAUACACACUGAGAGUCAGCGGGAGGCCAGCGUGGGACACGCAGUGGGAAAACACAGCACUGACCGUUUCUCUCGUCUCACAGACGACUUUGCUCAGAGGGAGAGGAGCAGUUAAAUACAUGCUGACAGAUAACAUUUUGCAUGGUGUCCAUAAAAGUUCAAACAGCUGUCAAUCUUUGUCCUUACAGAGCAUUCACAAUGGUGUUUUCCACCAGGAGGACGUCACUAAAUGCCAUACAGCAGCCUUGCUGAAACAGGUCGCUCCAGCCUCGGUGAUCCUGACUCUCCUCCUGCUGCUCGGAUGACCUACGAUCCUGGUACAGCACAGGUUUGCACAGACACAUUUAACUGUCACACUGAAAAUAUCCGUAUGAUAGCUAUGGAAAUAGGAACUGGAAGUGGCAGAGACAAAGCUAUGCUGGAAAAGAGACAGAAAGAAUACUGAUGCUGUGCAAUCAGUGAUGGGCUGUUAGCAAAAGGUAAAAAAUAUAAAUAACGUAUUAAACAAUACACAGAUUAAACAAGGUUUCUAAACUAGCAAGGCCAUGACACUAUUCAAUUCGACUGAUAAGACACAGCUCUAUUUUAAUUUUUUUUUUUUUUAAUUUAAAAGGCUGUCCAGAGCAAAGACAGUGACCUCAUCAAAGGAAAAAAAGCUCCCAUCAGCCUUCCCUGCUAAACACUUAGAGCUUCUGAGGGCCCUUCCCUAAUAAAUCCAUCUGAACAGAAGGCAGCAAAACUGUAGAAAACUGCUCAGGAGUUCCCAACAAAAAAUUAGUCUCCAGCACUCAACAGGUUGCUGUAAGCUGUACAGCACCCCACAUAAGCAGCUGUUAGCAAAGGGAGCAAGCAGCGAGCCCCUGUGGCUGUGCUCUUGGGGUUCAGCACGUAGCAGACACAGGUAACGUUUUGUUGUUUACCCGACAAAAAAAUAAAGCUGUCUCCCCAAAUAUAAACCCUGAAUAUCUUCACUUUCAGUUGCCCCAAGACUAACUGCAGGCAACGAGUCGAAUCCUGUCAGUCACAGAAAGAACAGAUACCCAAAAUAAUUUAAACUGCCUUGAGCCCACCUGUGCACUGAAGGAGCAGGUACAGCGUGCAUCACAUUUUCGGGCUCUGGCUCCCUCCGCCGCAGGGGCACUGAGGUUGAGAGGUAAUUUUGGCAGGAACAGAUUUCAUCAGCACAUGGAGCGAGCGGAAGGUUUGCUCCUGCCACCUAGCCAUGUGCUGGGAGGAGAUAAUGCAGGAGUUUUCUAUUUUUACUUUAUCAUAAGCAAGACAGGGCUGAGCAGCACUGUGCUCUCCCUGGGAUCCAUGGGGAGGAAGCUCUCAGGGCUGCCACAUUUUCCAGCACUAGCAGACAAACCCACGUGCAGUUACAAAGAGCAGACCUCCUCCAAAUGUGGAUUUUGAUUGUGUCCCCCCCCAAAUACUUAAGACAAAGAAAAGCCAAUUUUCACAUUAAAUAUGAAAACCUCUGCACUUAAACGUGAGGUGUUCUAGUCACUGCAAAGCGACUGGAAUGUAUCUGACGGUUUACACCUGGAAUUGUUCUUUGGCUCUUCUGUUAUACCCAGAAAACACACCGCACCCUGACUCUGUUCCUAUAUCAGCGCCGGCUGAAAUCCUAGUGAUAACAGCACGGUUCCUCAGACACCGUACAGUACUGGAGACAAAGGGGACCUCGGUCUUCUACUGAAGAUUUAUUUCUGAAUAUAGCAGUCCUUCAGCUGAGAUAGCAUCCCCGAGUCCCACGGUCCGCACGGGAUCUUUGCACACCAGAACAGGCGUGAAAUGGAAGGAGAUGCCUUCUCUGUGCCAAUGCACCACUGGCUCGUCUGGAUUUAAGGAUAUUUUGGAAGGAGCCUCUAUCUGGGAGGUGACAAACUCCAGAGGAGCUUUAAGAAAGACUCUGCUAGUAUCGAUGGUUUCUGUCGCGCAGGCCUGCGCCCCUGCCGCU
This is a messenger RNA of Centrocercus urophasianus (Greater sage-grouse), 7950 nucleotides long. RefSeq names its product Bardet-Biedl syndrome 4 (gene BBS4). The coding region runs from base 17 to 1609 and encodes 530 amino acids. The transcript is spliced from 16 exons. Gene Ontology annotation, cellular component: ciliary basal body. Gene Ontology annotation, biological process: protein localization to cilium; cilium assembly. The record is from RefSeq and is a predicted model, not a curated record. NCBI's taxonomy places the organism in Eukaryota, Metazoa, Chordata, Aves, Galliformes, Phasianidae. Gene Ontology annotation, molecular function: protein binding.